Vitrella brassicaformis is the source of this 587-nucleotide messenger RNA. Lineage: Eukaryota; Vitrellaceae. The record is from the annotation of a GenBank genome assembly.
UCACCGCCGCCCGCCCUUGACCAAGACCCACCACACCCGCAUCAGAUACUGUCCUCGGCUAAUUGUCGGCUGCUGCCCCGCCUCUCCCCGAGGCUGCCGCGUGUCGUUAUGCUUCUCGUAGGUAAGCAGUCUGUGGAUGCCGUGUCGCCGCAGGAGCCCGUCGAUGCGCCGCUCAAUGCUGUUGGCGACGGCGUCGCUGAGGACGAGCGUGCGCAUGUGGGUGGCAGAGAACAGAGAUGCGCAGCCCUCUCCCCCGAGCAAUUUUCUCAACUCAUUCGCCAGCACGGGGAGCUCGUAAGGCCCCAGCUGACCAAUGCGCGCGAGAAGGGAGAAAUGCGGCUCUGCGGGCUCUGAAGAACAGGCACUUGCAGUGGCCUGAAGGAUGGAUAGCAAAGACAAGAGGGGCAUUGUUUCUCGAGAACGGCUCUGCCACAGACAAUUCAUCGAGUGGCCGUGCGGCAUAAUGAUUGUCUCUUUAUUCACCUGUGCACGUAUGUGAGUCCCAGGGCCGGAAUGUGGCGAAUUGGCCAUCGUGGAGCACCGACGGAUUCUCGCCGUGUUUGAAGGCAAGAGGCCACACAGACGGG